Cladophialophora psammophila CBS 110553 is the source of this 1575-nucleotide messenger RNA. RefSeq lists its product as uncharacterized. Lineage: Eukaryota; Fungi; Ascomycota; Eurotiomycetes; Chaetothyriales; Herpotrichiellaceae. The transcript has 4 exons. Gene Ontology annotation, molecular function: oxidoreductase activity, acting on paired donors, with incorporation or reduction of molecular oxygen; heme binding; monooxygenase activity. The record is from RefSeq and is a predicted model, not a curated record. The coding region runs from base 1 to 1575 and encodes 524 amino acids.
AUGAUCUCUUACAUAUCUGCCAUUGUUGCGGGUCUGUUGACUCAUCUGGGCGCCCAAUAUUAUGAGCCUACAGCACUUCAAGCCGUAUGCUGGGGAACUCUUGCCAAUACAGUUCUUGGUCUUCGAUUCUGGCUACUCUACACACAAUCAAUCGUACCUUUCCUCUUGCUUCUGAACGCCAUCUACUUGAUUACUCUCUAUACUUCGAUAUUUAUAUAUCGCACCUUCUUUCACAGGUUGCGGGCCUUUCCAGGUCCUUUCUGGGCUCGCGUUUCAAAACUCUGGACUUGCGAGAUACAUCUCCGUGGAGACUAUCAUCGAGAGACCGUCAGGCUUCAUCAAAAGUAUGGCGACAUUGUACGAGUUGCGCCCAACGAGCUUGAUAUCAACGAUGUAGAGGCCAUCAAAUUGAUUUACGGAAGUGGCAGCAAACUAUACAAAGGUCCCUGGUAUGACGGUCCAUCCGCUACUGGGGAAGCUCGAAGCAUUCAGGGGACGAAAGACCAUGGCAAGCAUCGUUUGAGGCGAAAGACCUGGGCACAAGGGAAUAGUGGAGCAGCAAUGAUCGAGUUUGAGCCUCUUAUGGUGCAGCAUCUCAAUGUCUUCAUCGAGCAGAUAAGGGCUCGUAAGGAAGUCGACAUUGCACACUGGUAUAACUUUCUCAGUUUCGAUAUAAUGGGAGAUCUAACCUUUGGUGUGCCAUUCGACAUGGUCAAGACGGGACAAACUCAUCAUUUCAUGGACACCAUUCAUAAGUUCAUGAAAGCUGUCUCUAUUCUAUCUGCAAUCCCGUGGCUUAAUUCACUUGCCAAUGCGUUGCCUACCGACAGCGCUGUCAAGGAUCUCGAAAAGUUCUCUCGAGACUGCUUCCAGAAUAGAAAGGCAAAAGGUUCAUCGCGCAAGGACCUCUUCUACUACCUUUUGGGAGAAGACCAGGAUGGAACCAAACUCACCGAGCUCGAGCUCAUCAUGGAUUCACGUACGGCUAUUGUUGGAGGCUCAGACACGACAUCUAUUGCGCUUGGUUGCCUUAUUUACUAUUUGGUUGCACAUCAGGACAAGUACAAGAGAUUGCAAGCAGAAGUUCUGGCGCAGGGAGAGCAAAUGGACAACAACUCACUAGGAAAUCUUCCAUAUCUCGGUGCGGUCAUCAAUGAGGCUCUGCGACUGAUGCCACCGGUUCCACAGGGGCUCCAACGAGUCGUACCGCCCGAGGGAAUGCAGCUAGCCGGCAAAUUUAUCCCUGGAAACACACUCGUCAGUGUCUCUCCCUGGACCGUCCAGCGAGAUCCCCGGAAUUGGGGCCGGCCGGAUGAGUUCAUACCUGAGCGUUGGCUUGGUGAAGGGCCGGAGCCAUGCAUUAAAGACGCUUGGAUCCCCUUUUCAAUUGGGGCCUAUGGAUGUGUGGGCAAGCCACUCGCGAUGAUGGAGCUGCGCGUCAUCACAGCCACAGUCGUCAAAAACUUUGACAUAUCCUUUGCCAAAGGGUUUGAUGCUGCAGCAUUUGAAGCCAGCGUGACCAAUGACUUUACAAUGACUCCACCGAGGGUGGAAGUGGUAUUGUCCCCCCGUUGA